ACUCUUUUUAACCAACAGACAAGAUGUGGUGGCUUGUUGCUAAAGAUACAAUUGACGAAAACAAAGAUUUUCUGUACAACGGACGCGACGCGCACAGUUUCCCAGCGUGUUGUUUGUGCAUGAGCUACUCGCCGUUCCUGUUCUAUAUAACAUCGCAAAAUGCGAUGGACACUUUGAAGCCAAUUUUGGAUCCAAAAUUGAACGUGUUCUGUGCGGAAUGUGUGCCAAGGGAAUCUGAUUGCAACAAUUCGGAAAGAAGGCCAUUCUAUCAAACCACUUGUUUGUUUAAUAGUGAGGAAUUUCUUUCCUUUUUUCGCGAGUAUAAAUGUACAAACCCGUACUACAAAGUUUAUCGCCACGUGGAUAGGCUCAUCAUUACCGAAGACACGAAGAUAAGUCCCAACUACAAAAGGGUGUUACGCAAACCUGGCCCGAAGUUAGUAAAGAUGCAGAGGAUGCUAGAGCUCUUUCCGCCGGUUCACCGAAUGCCGUUUCGAAAACAUACGGACGUAGUGGCCAUGUUUCAAGCUUUGCGGGACAAAGCGGAAGAAAUACGUCAAUUCUAUCAUGACGGUAGCACCUCCAGGCUCCACGAUAACAUUGACUGGCUGGUCGAUCGUACACCCUUGCAUCUAAGGCAACGCACAGCAUCGCGCAUUCCUAGUGAUACGGAAUUGCGCUCAACGGAAGCGGCGUCGGAGUCGUCGUCGGAAGCAAACUCGAUCGUGCUUACCCAAGAGAGUUCUUCCGAUUGGCGAAAUGAUAUAAGCAGUAGUACGGUAUCCAUGCUUAGUGACACGGUCCCUGCAAGUACGCAGCAAUCCACGUUCCCGAGCCUAAGCUCGCAGAUGAGCCAACGCAACACCAGUUCGCAGGCAUGUCAUAUUAGCAGCCAAUCUGUUUCCUCCACAAUGGACAAUCCGAUCUUAUCGGAAAAUAUUGGAAACGAAGUGCCCGCACUAGCGCCGAUUGAAGACCUUCCGAAUAUUUCGUCCACUUCUUCUUCGGGCAGCGAAAUGGAAGCAAACAGGAAAACGAUUGUGGCCCGCCGUGGUGCCGUCGUGAUCCACGACUCGCAGGAAGCGGGCCCAAGUGGAUUACAAAUGCACCAGCAACACCAACAACACCAGAAUCAACCUGAAGCUGCCGAGCCGGCUUCUAAACGACGUCGUGCAUCCCCGCGUCCCAUGAAUCCGUCCCCAGCAGACUUUCAACGCGGACACGCCGGUGCUAGAACACCCCGGUUGCAUGGUGGUUAACAUGACGGAAUUUUAUUUCUGUGUAUACAAUUUGUCCUGUGAAUUUAAUUUGUUAAUAAAUGUUUCUCAUUGUUUGAACAAUCUUCGCGAUUUAACGAAAAAAAUAAUGUUUCGGUGUGUGAUGGAUGGUUUUCUCAUCU
Messenger RNA from Anopheles coustani, 1399 nucleotides. RefSeq lists its product as uncharacterized. Lineage: Eukaryota; Metazoa; Arthropoda; Insecta; Diptera; Culicidae. The record is from RefSeq and is a predicted model, not a curated record. The transcript is spliced from 3 exons. Bases 24 to 1259 code for a protein of 411 amino acids.